UUCAAUGUCUAAACAGGAAGUUAAGUGCUACAUGAAAAAUUGGCCACUGCAGGCCCUACACUGAAACUCACAGAUUGAGACAACACGUUUACACGAUACCCUGACUGUAGGUGGAACGUGGGCGACAAGAUUUAUAAACGUCGGACUUGAACGGCAAAAUCCAUUGAGUCGUACUCACUCCCUGCUGAUCAUGACAGCCGCUGCCAAUGAAGAGGUUCGCUGUGAGAUCCGGUGUCAUCGUGCGAAGAGUGACAGGAUUCUUUAUUCCCGGGUGAGCCGCAGAGAUAAAGUGCUGUCAGUGUGCCUCACUCGGUUCGCUGCGUUUGUCUCUAUACUUCUGUCGUGUGCUGCACUCCUGCUACACGCAUUUCAACAUAAAGCAGCGGACAACCAGCUCACUUCAGCGGGAAGCUAUUCUAUAGGCAGUAUACAGCAGCAGCAAGUUAGAACCAAUCCAAGUGCUCAUCUGACAGCUCCAGCCUCAUUUAAUCAUUCGAAGAGGGAAUACCUUGAAUGGGAGGACAAACUUGGACUUGCGCACCUCAGCGACUUUGAGUAUGAUGACGGCGACCUCAUCGUGCCGAAAGAUGGCGUGUACGAGGUUUACCUGCAGAUCACCUUCCGAAGACCUAGUCACUUUGUGUGUAGCAAAGAGGGCCCUGUUUUCAUCCUCUCCCAGAGGGUGAUCCUGUUUGCAAUGAACUACCAGAAUGACAGAGAACUCCUAACAGCAUCUGACACAGUGUACUGCAGUCAGCCCCCUGGCUCAGAGGGCUGCAUGGAGGAGGACUCAGUGGUUCCUUACUGGGAAAAGUCUCCACGCACAUCCGGAGUGUUCAAACUAAAAGCUGGGGACAGGCUUAGAGUGAGUAACGAGGACAGGUACCAUGAGUUGAUGCUCCUUCAAGAAGACAAGACAUUUUUUGGGGCACAUCUCAUUUGAGGUACAGGAAUAAUAAUGGACUUUAGGACUGUAUAUAUGUCUGCUUUAGGUUUCUAUAUUUUAUUGAAUAAGUCGUGACUUGUGUCAACUGCUACAUAAUGAGAGCAGGGCUUUGUUGAAAUGAUUGGAACCACUAUCACUUAUCAGACAAUUGUCAUAUCUGUUCACUAUAUACUUUAUUUAUUUCUGGAGAGUUUUGAUUUGAGAAUGAUUUGAGAAUGUGCGUGAAAGAGCACUUGAAGUACAACAUUGCAAUGUUAUUAUGAUCUCAAGCGUGGCCAUAAAUAACUUCUUAUUCAGUAAAACGGUGAUGUUGCUAUAGGGUUAUCCCAAUUCUGAUCUUUAUCCGCAAAUUGGUC
Messenger RNA from Oncorhynchus kisutch (coho salmon), 1302 nucleotides. RefSeq names its product tumor necrosis factor ligand superfamily member 6. Gene Ontology annotation, cellular component: membrane. Gene Ontology annotation, biological process: immune response. Bases 191 to 943 code for a protein of 250 amino acids. The record is from RefSeq and is a predicted model, not a curated record. The transcript has 4 exons. Gene Ontology annotation, molecular function: tumor necrosis factor receptor binding. Lineage: Eukaryota; Metazoa; Chordata; Actinopteri; Salmoniformes; Salmonidae.